UUUGGGUGCGGCUAAUUUUAGGGGAUGUACCUUUGCUGCUCUGGUAGAUGCCUUCGGAACAGCUCGGCUCUUGUCGUUAGACUGAGGCCCACAACUCUGUUACUGGCGAGACCAUUGGCUAAAGACAGCGCCCCUAGGUUCUUAAACGAACACGAGAGACUCUUGGCCCUUCGUAGAGGAGAGAAAAUUGUUGCUGUGUUUGCUGGGGUAUCACUACUAGUUGGAUAUUUUGCAUUAAAGAAGGCAUUCUCAAAUAUGGCAGCUAAACCCAUGUGUAGACCACUGGUUGUGGCUGGUCCAUCUGGCUCUGGUAAAAGCACACUCAUAAAGAGACUAUUUCAGGAAUUUCCUAAUGAAGUAGACUUCAGUGUAUCUCAUACUUCAAGAAAGCCACGUUCAAAUGAAGUCCAUGGAAGAGAGUACUACUUCAGUACGAGAGAAGAAAUGGAGCUUGGUAUCAAGAAAGGCGAAUUUAUUGAGACUGCUGAAUAUUCUGGGAAUUUAUACGGAACAAGUAAAAAAGCCGUCGCUAAAGUCAAAUCACUUGGUAAAGUGUGUGUCCUUGAUAUUGACAUGCAAGGAGUUCGGAGUAUCAAGGAAACAAAACUAAACCCGAUCUAUGUCUUCAUUCAACCUCCUUCAAUAGAGGAACUGGAGAAGCGAUUGAGAUCUCGACAAACUGAGACUGAAGAGUCUUUAAGAAAAAGACUUGACGUUGCACAUGAAGAAAUGGAAUACGCAAAGAAAGAAGGUUCGUUUGAUCAUGUUGUAGUGAAUGAUGAGCUGGAGAAAGCAUACGGUGAACUAAAGAGUAUCGUCAUGAAGGAAAUUGAUGCUGUCAAAAAAUCUAAAACUCAGUCAGAAAACUAAUACGCUGUUAAUGCAGUUUUUUUUAUAAAUUGAACUUAUCAUUGUAACUAUUAUUCUUUUAAGUUAAUAUUAUUGAUUACUAUUACUGUAAUAAAAGCUAGAAUUUUACCAUGAA
This is a messenger RNA of Amphimedon queenslandica, 985 nucleotides long. Its product is annotated as guanylate kinase-like. The coding region runs from base 25 to 870 and encodes 281 amino acids. Gene Ontology annotation, molecular function: GMP kinase activity. The transcript has 9 exons. Gene Ontology annotation, biological process: purine nucleotide metabolic process. Gene Ontology annotation, cellular component: cytosol. The record is from RefSeq and is a predicted model, not a curated record. NCBI's taxonomy places the organism in Eukaryota, Metazoa, Porifera, Demospongiae, Haplosclerida, Niphatidae.